CACUCAGGCCUCUGUGGAUAGACACAUUGCUGGGGACACCACCUCUGCUCUCUGGGAGACCCAGUGCACCACCAUGCCCCGGGGAUUCGCCUGGCUGCGCUAUCUCGGGAUCCUCCUGGGCAUGGCCUUGGGGAACCAGGGUUUGGAGGUGUGGCCGUUAACCCGGAGCGAGGAGUGUGCCAUCACUGGCUUUCUGCGGGACAAGCUGCAGUACCGGAACCGCCUUCAGUACAUGAAGCACUACUUCCCCAUCAGCUACAGGCUCAGUGUGCCUUACGAGGGGGUACUCCGGGUGGCCAACGUCACCAGGCUGCAGAGGGCCCGGGUGAGCCAACAGGAGCUGCGGUAUCUGUGGGUCUUGGUGAGUCUCAGUGCUACUGAGUGGGUGCAGGAGGUGCUGCUCGAGGGCCAUCCGUCCUGGAAGUACCUGGAGGAGGUACAUACGCUGCUGCUGGAUGUCAAACAAGGCCUCCCGGGUGUGGAGGUCAGCCCCCAGGUGGAAGCAGUGCUGUCCCUCUUGAGUGCCCCAGGAAGCCUGAAGCUGGUGCGGCCCAAAGCUCUGCUGGACAACUGCUUGCGGGUCAUGGAGCUGUUGUACUGCUCUUGCUGUAAACAAAGCCCUGUCCUAAACUGGCAGGAUUGUGAGGUGCCAAGGCCUCAGCCUCACAGCCCGGAGCCCUCGUCACAGUGUGUGGCCGCCCAGCUAUACCCCCUGCGCCAGCAGCCCCCCACCUCCCUGCCCCACUCCCCGGCAUCCACGGCUGGACCCAGCUCAGUGAAGCUGCUGAGGGCACAGGGCGAAGGCCUCCUGCCGAGUGGGCUGCAUGGUAACUGGGUGGGGCAGCUGGAGGAGCUCCUGCAGGAGAUGCACUGGGCCUGA
This is a messenger RNA of Lipotes vexillifer (Yangtze River dolphin), 880 nucleotides long. RefSeq names its product interleukin 34 (gene IL34). NCBI's taxonomy places the organism in Eukaryota, Metazoa, Chordata, Mammalia, Artiodactyla, Lipotidae. Gene Ontology annotation, biological process: positive regulation of macrophage differentiation; positive regulation of monocyte differentiation; positive regulation of protein phosphorylation. The record is from RefSeq and is a predicted model, not a curated record. Gene Ontology annotation, molecular function: macrophage colony-stimulating factor receptor binding.